Cylindrotheca closterium is the source of this 1857-nucleotide messenger RNA. The record is from the annotation of a GenBank genome assembly. NCBI's taxonomy places the organism in Eukaryota, Bacillariophyta, Bacillariophyceae, Bacillariales, Bacillariaceae.
AUGGAAAUCAGGAAACCAGCAAACAAAAUGAGCUAUCCGUCCUCGGUCCUUUUGAUAUGCGUCGGUCUCUUUGGUUUCUUUUCGGGAUCAUUGGUCACCAUGUAUUCCGGACUGACGAGCUGUCACGAGCAUUACGAUACGGAACGGCUUGAUCCAAUGACGCAGUGUGCUCAUGUGGUGGAACCAAUUGUACAAAAACGAAUGAUGGACAUGAAGGAGAAAUUGUCAAAAGAAUGUGAGGCAAGCAAAAAGAGAGAAGAAGUACAAAUACCAGUUGCAACACAACGACAAGCCAAAGAAAGCUCAAUAUCAACAUCUCAAUCAACAUUUCAGUUUCCUUCCACCAUGUCACGGUAUUUGGUGGGCAUGGCAAGGACCGACAAGAUGGAUUUUGUAGAUACACUGGACUUGGGAGUACCGGUAGACGAUCCGAGCAACAACCCUCGUACUGGGAACAAAGAAAAGGAUGUUCUACUGCUCUAUCAAAAGGCAUCCGCUUUGCCGACUGACUAUAAUAAUGACAGCAGAUCCAAGCAAAAUGACUCAUCUGGUCUCCUCCCAGAGUUUAGUACUCAAGAAGCUCUGGAACAUUGUGAGUAUGUCAAUGUGAUAUUGACGGAUCACUCUGCUUCCAGAAAUCAAUGUUGGGCCAUGGUACCACAGUACGAAUCCUAUCAUGUGCAAAAGUGGAUGCGGGUUCGUCCCAUGCAGGAACUGAAUCCCAAGGAACCCUUGCGUUUGGUCAGUCGUGGUACAAAGUCCACUGGGCGGAACGACUUUGAUCCACCCGCACGGAAGCACAUUGACAAGGGUAUGGAGAUGUUGCAAAACUAUUUUACGAAUUUGGAAUCCUCCUUGGCGGAGCUCAAACCCUUGGUGGAAAAGGUGGCCACUCCCAAAAAGACUGUCACAAUCAUGGUGGUCAAUUUUGGACAAUCGGAACUAUUGGUCAAUCAUGUUUGUGCGUCAAAGUCUAGAGGAUUGGAUACUUCCUCCAUAUUAGUCUUUGCCACGGACGAAGAAUCGAAGGACUUGGCAUCCUCAUUGGGAUUGGCAGUAUUCUAUGACGAGCCGAAUUUCGGUGCCAUGCCCAAGGAAGAAGCUAGAGGUUACGGAGACCGCAAAUUUACGGCCAUGAUGAUGGCCAAGAUCUUUUGCGUGCAUAUGGUAUCCCGCCUCAAAUACAAUAUUCUAUUCCAAGAUGUGGACAUUGUAUGGUACAGCAAUCCUAUUGAUUACUUUGAAUCGAACCACAUGACCUUUGAUCUGAUGUUCCAAGAUGAUGGAGGUCACUCCGUCCGAUAUGCACCAUACUCUGCCAAUAGCGGAUUCUAUUACGUCCGGUACAAUGAACGAUCGGAAUACUUUUUCCAUUCGCUCUUGUUGAGUGGAGAUCUCAUCUUGUCCACCAAUUCUCACCAACAGGCACUCAUUGCUACAUUGAACGAGCACGUCAGUCUCUAUGGUCUGCGGGUCAAGGUCUUUUCACGAGACUCGCCCGACUUCCCCGGUGGCUACCAGUUCCAUCAAGUGAGUGGAAAGUACAUGCGGCAACUCUUUGCGGGAGAAGUGAAUCCUUUCAUUUUCCACAUGAGUUGGACUCUGAACAAGGACAAUAAGCUGCUAUUCUUGAGACAACUGGGGGAAUGGUAUGUUCAAGAUCAAUGCGUCCACAAGACGACUAGUGAAAUUAUGGGAUCCGGAAUCUUUGGAAGCAGGAGUAGUAGCAAGAGCUUUCUAGAUACGUGUUGUGCUGCCGAACCAUUGUUCAGCUGUCACUACCGAGACAAGCCAAGUAAGGAACCAUGCAAGGAUAGUCCAUCGAUUGACAAAGGAAAAGGAUCAUGGUGGAAAUAA